Molecule: messenger RNA, 2115 nt
Organism: Salarias fasciatus (jewelled blenny)
Lineage: Eukaryota; Metazoa; Chordata; Actinopteri; Blenniiformes; Blenniidae
Gene: pspc1
Product: paraspeckle component 1
Exons: 9
Coding region: 109-1749 (546 amino acids)
Molecular function (GO): RNA binding
Source: RefSeq, a predicted model, not a curated record
AUAUAUGAAGCGGGGGGAAGUUCGGACUGGAGCCUCCAGGCUGGACCGGGUUCGUUUAGUCGGUUCUGUCACGGAUAAUAAACACUCCGGACGCUGCGGGCCGCCGCCAUGCAGAGCAGCGACUCUCCUCCAGCGGACAAGCCCGAGUCCGACUCCCCGGCGGCGGAGCGCCAGUCCCCGCCGAACAAAGGCAGCCCGGCCGCGGCGCCCCAGCGCUCCCCCGCCGGCCCCGCGGAGCAGCAGCAGCAGCAGCAGCAGCAGGAGGAGGCGGAGGCGGCGGCGGCGGCGGCGGCGGCCGGGGACGGAGGCUCUGAGGGGCCGGCGGAGAUGACCCUGGACCUGGCCAGCUUCCGGCGGCCCGGGGAGAAGACGUUCACGCAGCGCGCGCGGCUGUACGUGGGCGGGCUGCCGCCGGACGUCUCCGAGGAGCAGUUCAAAGACAUGUUCUCCAAAUACGGGGAGGUCAACGAGGUGUUCAUCAACCGGGAGCGGGGCUUCGGCUUCAUCCGCCUGGAGACUCGGACGCUGGCGGAGAUCGCCAAGGCCGAGCUGGACGGGACGGUCCUGAACAACCGGCCCAUCAGGAUCCGCUUCGCCACGCACGGCUCUGCGCUCAAAGUCCGCAACCUCCUCCCGAUGGUGACCAACGAGCUGCUGGAGCAGGCGUUCUCUCAGUUCGGGCCGGUGGAACGAGCCGUGGUGGUGACGGACGACCGGGGGCGGCCCACGGGCCGAGGCAUCGUGGAGUUUGCGAAUAAAGCGGCGGCACGGAAAGCUCUGGAGCGCUGCACGGAGGGAGCGCUGCUGCUGACCACCACGCCGUGUCCGGCCAUCGUGGAGCCCUCGGAGCACUUCGACGACGAGGACGGCCUGUCGGAGAAGCUGCUGCAGAAAACUCCCCGAUACUACAAGGAGCGGGAGCAGUCGCCGCGGUUCGCCCAGCCGGGGACGUUCGAGUUCGAGUACUCGUCCCGCUGGAAGGCUCUGGACGAGAUGGACAAGCAGCAGCGGGAGCAGGUGGACAAAAACAUCCGCGAGGCCAAAGAGAAACUGGAGGCGGAGCUGGAGUCGGCCAAGCACGAGCAUCAGCUGAUGCUGAUGAGACACGACCUGAUGAGGCGCCAGGAGGAGCUGCGGCGGCUGGAGGAGCUCCGCAACCAGGAGCUGCAGAGGAGGAAGCAGAUCGAGAUGAGACACGAGGAGGAGCGGCGGCGCCGGGAGGAGGAGCUGCUGAGGCACCGCGAGCAGGAGGACCUGCGGCGGCAGCAACCCAGCUACGUGGAGAACAGGGAGCAGGACACGAGGGCGGGCGACUCCGGCCUGCGCGGCGCCGUCAACAUGCCGGGUACGCCAGUUUUUACCGCCGCAGGGGAUCCAGGCUGCUCUCCUCACGCUCCUGCUGUUUUUGCUUCAGACGGCUUCAGCCAGGCUGCUCCGCCCUCCGCCAUGAGCCAAGCUCAGAUGAUGGCCGCCGCCGGCAGGACGGCGCCCGUCGGCCCCGAAGGAGCCGUGAACAUGGGCUCGCCGCUGACGUCAGACAACGGCGCCAUGCGGGGCGACCGGUACCCGCAGGCCGCGCCGCCCGCCGCAGGCCGACCGGAGGUUGAACCCCCCCCGCAGCAGCAGCAGCAGCAGCAGCCGUCCCCGCUGGGCCCCCAGGCCGGACCUGCUCCUGGAUUUGGACGGGGGAGUCCAGCAGGCGGCGGCGGCGUCUUCGACGGGCCGAACAACAAACGCAGAAGAUACUGACUCCUCAACACUUCCUGUCUCCUCAUGAAUUUUGUAGAUUUCUCCCUGUGCGUGGACCGAGUGAGUCACGCUGCUGCUUUUGGUGUGUGUGUGUAUGUAUGUAUGUAUGCGUGCGUGUGUGUGUGGGUUGGGGGGGGGGGGGGGGGGGUGCAGUCGCUAUGGCAACCAUCAUCUGGACUUCACUGCAACAAGCUACCAGAAGAAUCGGACUUUAUAAGAAGGUUCCAUCGACAUGGAAACGCCGCUGCACCGGGAGGAAAUUCUUUCCUCGAAUCCUCAACAAAUAAUAAAAGAAUCUUCCUUCCUGUUAAUGUGAAGAUGUGGCGGCCCCCUCUCUCCUCUCUCCUCACCAAUAAACAAGUUUUG